This is a messenger RNA of Thecamonas trahens ATCC 50062, 523 nucleotides long. RefSeq lists its product as uncharacterized. The record is from RefSeq and is a predicted model, not a curated record. The transcript has a single exon. NCBI's taxonomy places the organism in Eukaryota, Apusomonadida, Apusomonadidae. Bases 1 to 459 code for a protein of 152 amino acids.
AUGGGCAAAGUGAGCGACAACGAGUCGCGGGUCAUCGCGCGGCGGCUGGCCAUGUUCAUCCCCUCGUUCUACCUCUUGUUCUACGUAGUAGCUGGCGUCUUCAUCAUGGCAUACGACCUCGACUACUGCGGAACGCUCCCGUUUGAGCAUGCCAAGUUUGCCGAUGGCUCCGAUCGUGGCCAGGCUGCGCUCGCCACUACCACCCUCGCCUUUCUCCUUGCGCCGCUGCUCAUGGUCACCAUUGUCAAGUCGUCGUCAAACGCUUGGGACUACGUCGUCACCGUCGCACUCCUUCACGUUGUCCUCGCUGCCGCAGUCUCCGCCUCGUGGCCCUCCAAUUGGCGCUGGUGGGCCACGGUGGCGUCCAUGACCCUCGUCCUCGCUGUCGUCUCGGAGCUGAUCAACUACCUGGCCGAGCUGCGCAGGACCGCCAAGGUAGCCGAUGCCCUCAACUCGUGAUAAGUAGAGGCAUUUCUCUGCACCAGCCCAUCGCCCAGCCUUUGUAAAGGCACCCCGCUUGUAG